Molecule: messenger RNA, 2262 nt
Organism: Aspergillus wentii DTO 134E9
Lineage: Eukaryota; Fungi; Ascomycota; Eurotiomycetes; Eurotiales; Aspergillaceae
Product: putative exonuclease
Exons: 3
Coding region: 1-2262 (753 amino acids)
Biological process (GO): mismatch repair; DNA recombination; DNA double-strand break processing
Cellular component (GO): nucleus
Molecular function (GO): 5'-3' DNA exonuclease activity; 5'-flap endonuclease activity; metal ion binding
Source: RefSeq, a predicted model, not a curated record
AUGGGUAUCAAAGGUCUUCAUGGUCUUCUCAAAUCCAUCCAAAAACCAUGCAAUUUGAAGAAAUUCAGCGGCCAGACGCUGGGAGUGGACGCAUAUGGUUGGCUACAUCGUGGAACGAUCGCCUGUUCGGUUGAUCUUGUUCUGGAUAAACCGACAACCAAACAUAUCGACUUCGUGCUGAAUCGUGUUCGCAUGCUGCUCUACUUCGGCAUAACCCCUUAUCUUGUGUUCGAUGGUGAUGACCUUCCCAGCAAAUCCGGCACGGAAUCCGAUCGACAUGAAAGGCGCAAACAAAGCAAAGCCCUCGGACUAGAGCUUCAAAGAAAAGGGAGGAUGGCGGAAGCCUAUCAAGAGCUGCAGAAAGCUGUCGAUGUGACUCCGUACAUGGCUCGACAACUCAUCGAGGAGUUGAAAAAGUUAAAAAUCCAAUAUGUUGUGGCUCCUUACGAGGCAGAUGCCCAGCUAGUCUACCUUGAGCGGGAGGGUAUCAUCAACGGCAUAAUCUCCGAAGACUCCGAUAUGCUGGUGUUUGGUGCAAAGAGGUUGUUAUCAAAACUCGAUCAGCAUGGGGACUGCAUUGAGUUGAACAGAGCCGACUUUACAGCAUGCCGCGAGGUUAGCCUGAUAGGAUGGACGGAUGCAGACUUCAGACGCAUGUGCAUUCUUAGCGGGUGUGAUUAUUUGCCUAAUAUCGCAAAGAUGGGCUUGAAAACCGCAUAUCGGAGCAUACGAAAGUACAAGAACGUGGAAAGGGCGUUGCGAAUGAUUCAAUUCGAGGGAAAUUACCAUGUUCCAUCCGACUAUCUGGAGAAUUUCAAUCAAGCAGAGCUCACGUUCCUCUAUCAAAGGGUAUUCUGCCCUAAAGCUGGAAAGCUAGUUACCCUUACGCCACCUGAAAAUGAUAUUAAGCUCGAUGAACUCCCUUUUAUCGGAGCUGAUGUCGACCCGGUGACUGCCGUGGCUGUGGCCCAGGGAGACUUGGAUCCGGCAACAAAGGAACCCAUUGUCUUGAAGCCACUCGAACCUAGCAAGCUGGCCCCCGGCCUGCAUCGCCGACAAACCCUAGGUUCGUCUGCUGAGCUAAAACCAAGCAAGCCCAUCAACUCGUUCUUCACUCCAAAACGGACGCCGUUGGCGGAGCUAGAUCCGAACACACUCUCCCCCUCUCCCAGCCAGCAACGACUUCUUCAACGCCAUGCUAACAGCUCCUGGGAGAGCAGCCCUGCCCCAACCAGAUCAAACACCACAAGAUCCGCAUCCUCUAUAGGGCAAUCCCACCGAAUCUCCAGCCCGGUGGUGAGAAGUGUAGAACGCGAUUCCUUCCUGGCUCGAGCUGCCAGAAUGUCGACUUUUCAGCCCACCAAGCGGCAACGACUCUGUUCUGAGGCCGAUGAUGAAGCAUUACCUACCCAGCCUGAUUGCCGCAGUCGUUUCUUUGCGCACGCAGGCGAGGAAGCUAGCCCUAGUGGACACAAAAUGAAUCGAACGAAAAAGCCACGAAAGUCCAAUCUGGAAGUUUUCUCCGACGAGUCUGCCGAAGACAUCAUGACGCAAAUCGCUGGCCCCGAAAAUUCGCCCGAAACCUCCACAAACAAGGGUCAAGCAGGUCAAGCUGACGAGAAGGAGACCGCGCCGGAUUCCGAGUCACCCUCCAAAACUGAGGAUGCAGGACAGACACCACAAGUCGCUAGUGAAGCCAAGGAGGGCCUAGCUACUUCUCACGAGCAACCUGAGAAGUCCGUGAGUCACGAGUCUCACCCUGAGGUUUUUAACCAGGUACUAGAUUACCACAUUGGCAAGCAGAACUCUACGUUACUUUCAAAGUAUACGUUUAAGGCUGGCGCGGUUCGCGACGAUAACAAGUCCAGUCCUCAAACGACAACCCUGCAGCGACAACACAGUUUUGGCUUUAACUCUAGGACGUCAUCCCCCAGACGUGCACUGGGGGCCCAGGGGCAAUCACCUAGGCGUCAACGGUUGACCCCCCUACAGCGAUUGGGGCAGACCGCCUUGUCUCGGUCUCGAUCGAUCAACAUCCCGACCAUUAAGGGAUUGGGCGCUCGAUCUGGCGAGUCAAAACAAGGCUCUGUUGAAACAAACACCGUCCACAAUAAUGUUCCGAACUUGGUCGCCAAUGGGGGGAGCGAAGACCUCAUCGUGCCCGAUAGCGAGGAUGACGAUGACAGCAACUUAAGUGACGGUGGUGACCGACCGCAGCCCAUCUCGCUGAAUCUCAAGCGUUUCUCUUUUGCAGCAAAAUAA